Nematolebias whitei (Rio pearlfish) is the source of this 1980-nucleotide messenger RNA. Its product is annotated as zinc finger protein 420-like. Gene Ontology annotation, molecular function: DNA-binding transcription factor activity; RNA polymerase II cis-regulatory region sequence-specific DNA binding. The record is from RefSeq and is a predicted model, not a curated record. The transcript is spliced from 6 exons. NCBI's taxonomy places the organism in Eukaryota, Metazoa, Chordata, Actinopteri, Cyprinodontiformes, Rivulidae. The coding region runs from base 1 to 1980 and encodes 659 amino acids. Gene Ontology annotation, biological process: regulation of transcription by RNA polymerase II.
AUGUCUUCGGUUGUUCUUCUGAGAGAGUUCAUCGGUGAAAGACUGAGCGCUGCUGCCUCAGAAAUCUUCUCCGAGUUUGAGAAGACGAUCCUGCGGUACGAAGAAGAGCUCGACCGUCAGCGCAGACUGCUGGAUGUCAGCUGGAAACCUGAGCUGAAGCUGCACAGAGUCGACCCCCAAGAAGAAGAAGAAGCAGAACUACAAUCUUUACAGAUAAAAGAAGAAGAGGAAGAGGAGGAGGAGGAGGAAGCAGAACCACUUCAGAUCAAAGAUGAAGAUGAAAACUUCUGCACAGAUCAGGAGAAAGAGGAGCUCCACUUGAAGCAGGAAGCCGAUCGGUUUCUGACUCACUCACGAGAAAAGCAUAACCCUGGCCUGUUUCAACAUUGUUGCUCCACAUGUGGCAAGAAGUUCAGUAAACUGAGUCAAUUAGUCAUUCACAUGAGGAAGCAUACCGGCGAGAAGCCUUUUUAUUGUAAAGUGUGUGGAAAAAGAUUUACUAGUAACAAUAGCUGUAAAAUCCACACAAGAAGCCACACUGGUGAAAAACCAUAUUCUUGUAAAACUUGUGGCAAAAAGUUUCUCAAACCGAGCUAUCUAAUCAUCCACAUGAGAAGCCACACUGGUGAGAAGCCUUACUCUUGCAAGGUAUGUGGGAAAAAGUUUACAAGCAAAGGGUACUGUAGGAUCCACAUGAGAACCCACACAGGUGAGCAGCCAUAUUCUUGCAAAAUCUGUGGGAAAACGUUCUCACAUAAAGCUCAUCUUGCCGUCCACAUGAGGAGCCACACCGGUGAGAAGCCCUAUUCUUGCAAAUUUUGUGGUAAGAAGUUUACUAACAACGGGAACUGUAAAAGCCACACGAGAAUCCACACAGGCGAGAAGCCACAUUCCUGUCAAAUCUGUGGGAAAACUUUCACAUUUUGUGCGCAGCUAAAACAUCACAUGAAGGGCCACACUGCUUACCUCCAGCAGGAACCGGUCCACGAGGAGGAGCUGGUUUUCACAGACCAGCAGCUCUGCACCCAGGACAGGAACUGUAGUCUGGACCAGGAGGAACCAGAAUCUCCAGAGGUCAAAGAUGAACAGGAGGAACCAGAACUAAACCUUGUACACAUUAAAGAAGAAUGGGAUGAACCAGAAUCAGAAUCUCCACAGAUCAGUGAUGAUCAGGAGGACUCAGAACCAGAACUUGUACAUGUUAAAGAAGAAUGGGAGGAACCAGAACCUCAGCGAGUCAAAGAAGAGAAGGAUCAGCUCCAACUGAAGCAGGAGGCCAACACGGUUCUGGUGAUGGCUGGAGAAAGUGACCACAGUGAAGCAGAACUAGACCAAACACAGAACCUUGACUCUGAUUCGGGAUCAAAUAAAAAAUCAAAGAAGACUGAUCACACGGACGGUCACCAGGGUGACGGUUCUGAUAAAUCUGAACCAGCUGAGAGGUUGAUCUAUUGCUCGAUCUGUGGGGAAACUUUCUCCGACAACUCACUUCUGGUGAGUCACACGAAGGUCCACACAGUCCGGAGCCCUAACUUUGACAAACUGCAAUACUGCUGCCCCAUCUGUGACAAGAAGUUCACCUCUCGUAAUAAUUUAGUCAUCCACAUGAGGAGCCACACCGGUGAGCGACCCUUCUCCUGCGAAGUCUGCGGGAGGCGCUUCAGUAGCAACGGGAACUGCAAAGCUCACAUGAGCCUCCACACAGGCGAGAACCAGAACGCCGACAAAUGGCGCCACUGCUGCUCCACCUGCGGCAAGACCUUCGUCCACCGCAGUAGUUUCGCCAUCCACGAGAGGAGCCACACCGGCGAGAAGCCCUUCUCCUGCGCGUUCUGUGGGAAAACGUUCAGCAGGAACGCCAAUUGUAAGAUUCACAUGAGGCUGCACACGGGGGAGACACCAUAUUCCUGUUUAACCUGCGGACUAAGUUUCACUUUUAACUCGCAGCUAAAACAUCACAUGAAGGUCCACACGGGCUGA